Molecule: messenger RNA, 2258 nt
Organism: Thunnus maccoyii (southern bluefin tuna)
Lineage: Eukaryota; Metazoa; Chordata; Actinopteri; Scombriformes; Scombridae
Gene: prph2la
Product: peripherin 2-like a
Exons: 3
Coding region: 32-1132 (366 amino acids)
Biological process (GO): visual perception
Cellular component (GO): membrane
Source: RefSeq, a predicted model, not a curated record
UUAAAGGAAAAACACAGAGAAGAGAUAUAGGAUGGCGGUCUUGAGAGUGAAGUUCACCAAGACCAAGAGGGACAAGCUGGCCCAGGUACUAUGGAUCCUCAACUGGAUCUCAGUGGUGACAGGGGCCAUCCUGUUCAGCCUGGGGCUCUUCCUCAAGGUGGAGAUCAACAAGCGAGAAGAGCUGAUGGCCGAGAGGGACAUCCAGUACGUGCCCAACAUGCUGAUAGCUGUGGGCCUCAUCGCCUGUGCCAUCAACUUCCUGGGGGGCAAGAUCUGCUACGACUGCGUGGACACCACCAAGUUCUUGCGUUGGAAGUUGAUCAUGCUGCCCUACAUUAUAUUCACCUUCUUUUUCACCUUCUGCGUGCUGGUGGGAGCUCUGAUGUGUUACACCAUGCGCGGGGAGCUAGAUGAGUCACUGAACCUGGGGCUUACAGAGGCCAUGAGGUUCUAUAAGGACACGGACACACCGGGACGAUGCUUCCUGAAGCGUACUGUGGACAUGUUGCAGAUAGAGUUCCAGUGCUGUGGCAACAACGGUUAUAAAGACUGGUUUCAAAUACAGUGGAUCAGCAGCCGCUACCUAGAUAUGUCCCAAAAAGAUGUGAUGGACCGAUUGAGGAGUAACGUGGAGGGGAAGUACCUGAUGGACGGUGUCCCCUUCAGCUGCUGUAACAUCAACUCCCCGCGGCCCUGCAUCCAGCGGCAGAUAACCAACAACUCCGCUCACUUCAACUAUGAACACCAGACGGAAGAGCUGAACCUGUGGAUGAAAGGGUGUCGCCAGGCGCUGCUGGAGUACUACACCCACAUCGUGCAGUCCAUUGGCCUCACAGUCCUCAUCACCUGGCUGUUUGAGCUGUCGGUGUUGACGGGGGUUCGUUAUCUCCAGACCUCCUUGGAAAACGUGCUGAGACAGGGCGACCCCAACUCUGAGUCUGAUGGCUGGCUGCUGGAGAACAGCUUCAUGGAAACUGCCCGCACCAACCUGAACAUCAUCAAGAGCCUCGGCAAGAACAACCAGAUAGACACGGCCAACAAUGGAGACCCUAACAUUAACGUUCCUUCCACUUCCAAAGCGCACUACGGGCCAGACAACGUGCCACCCAAGCAAAUACCUGUAGCCAGCUGACCCUUCUCAGGCCUCUGUGAACAACAACACUAAAAGGCCAGAAAGGGUUUUCAGUGUUAACCCAGGCUACUUUAUGAAAGUUGUUGGACAUUACAUUCAUGGAUUUUUAUCUGUAUGAGUUUGGUCAAGAGCUAAAACUGAGAAAAAGCUUCAGAGGAGUUAGUUUGUGUGUGAGGAAAAUGAAAUAUUUUGUUGCAAUUCUGUGAAUGACGGGGUACAUCUUUUCUGAAGCGCAGAUAAUGCCUUUUAACAACCACAAGUUACAUAACAUAAAUCAUAAAUCACCAUAAAUAUACAUUUUCUGGACAUCUGCGCACAUCUGUACUGUAAUGUACUAUUUACGAUUGUUAUCUUGUUGCCUGUUACAGUGUAUCAUGUUGCAACAGGUGUCCAAAACAGUGUCAUACACCUGUUGGUUUAAAACAUUGGAGUCAAAAUGAACUUGAAAUGUAGCUUAAAAUAUAUUAUUGCUUGAUGAAGACAAAUUAGUGAUGUGGGUCUGAAGUUGAAGCACCCAUACUUUGCUUUUGGACUGAUUUAGCCUCAACGCAUGAUAGGAAAUGCAGUCAAAACAAAUUAAAAUUAUUCCAUCAAGAGUUCGUAGAAAAUAUAAAUCACAUUUCACGCAUCAAGGCACGUAGAGAUUUGGCUUCAAGUUAAAUAGGCCUUAUAAAGCCUGCAAGGACAUUAGUUUUUUUGCAACAUUUUUGUAACAUUUUUUUGGUCAUUUCUGUGUAUUCUUUGCUUGAUUUAAAUCAACAGCAAAUGUGAAAUUUACCAAAAAAUACAGCUUCAAAUACCUGAGCAAAUAUAGGUUUUGCUGAGAGUAGAAAACAAUGUGAUAAAUACUCUAUGCUCAUGCUUUCACAUUAGUUAAAAGCACUCGCAUAGACAGAAAUCCAUGAGUAACAGAUAGAUCUUCUAGAAGCCAUCACAACAAUAAAAUAAAUCUAAUGUGCCUCAGCAAUGCCACCAUGGUCUACUGAUCUAAUGAAAACACCUCAGUCAUCUUUGCUGGAAUGAGCUACCAAAAGCGUGACAAUAAAACUUAUGGGCUGGUUAUGGCUGGGUUUUAUUGUUUGUCAUUAUUUUGGGAGGUUUACAGACCGGCACACUGCAAACUAGG